CGUAAAUCGAUGAAGGAGACACUUGAGCGCUUGAGCUUUAACGUGCACACUGGAGAUGGAGCUAGGAACGAACUUUGCUGCAAAGCUCGAGCCAUUUCUUCUCAUCUCAAAGUCGGCCAAGGGUGCAGCAGCAGCGAAACUUAUACAGGACGCUACCUCAGCUCAAGGCGUGUUUGUCUUUGCCGAGCUCCUUGAGCUCCCCAAUAUUCAGGAGCUGGCAAACAACGAGCACCAUGCUCCUUUCUUCUCCUUGCUGCAGGUAUUCUCGUAUCGGACAUACAAGGAUUACCUUGCAAAUAAGGACUCGCUGCCCCAACUAAACAAAGCUCAGAUAACAAAGCUCAAGCAUCUGUCUAUCGUAUCGCUUGCCGCUACCAGACGCAUUCUCCCAUACUCUCUCCUUCUACAAGAGCUGCAAAUGCCCACGAUCCGUGACCUCGAGGACCUCAUAAUUGAUGCGAUAUAUCUCGACAUCCUCCGCGGGAAGCUCGACCAGAAGGAGCAGCAACUCGAGAUUGAGUACACGAUGGGACGAGACCUCGAGCCUGGAAAGGCAGAGGCAGUGCUUGCAGCUCUGAAGGCAUGGGCUUCGACAACCGCUUCAGUCCUUUCCGCGUUAGACAAUAAGCUUGCGCAGAUCGCUUCUUACAGCACAGCAGUUGCAAUGGAUAAUGAGGAGCACGAUAGAGCAUAUAAUGCUAUUCUCAAAGAUGUAUCCAAGGACUCAAAAAAGCGAGGACCGUUGACGGCUAGUGGAAAUUUCAUGCGAGGUGGUGUCGAUUUGGCAGAUGCAAUGGAUGUAGACGAAGAACCGAGAAUGAAAGGGCGGAAGUGAGUUCUAUUUUUUUCGUUUUCGGUUUAUCCCCACUCUUGCCUGCUACAAUCUUUCCGUAUCCUCAAGCCGUCCAACCUAUUGUGUUUUGUACUGAGUACUCACAAAUCUAUAACAGGGGCAUGGCGGUCGAUGCAAUGA
Messenger RNA from Suillus discolor, 973 nucleotides. RefSeq lists its product as uncharacterized. The transcript is spliced from 5 exons. The record is from RefSeq and is a predicted model, not a curated record. Gene Ontology annotation, cellular component: COP9 signalosome. Bases 56 to 835 code for a protein of 259 amino acids. Lineage: Eukaryota; Fungi; Basidiomycota; Agaricomycetes; Boletales; Suillaceae.